This is a messenger RNA of Dibothriocephalus latus, 234 nucleotides long. The record is from the annotation of a GenBank genome assembly. Lineage: Eukaryota; Metazoa; Platyhelminthes; Cestoda; Diphyllobothriidea; Diphyllobothriidae.
AUGUACAAUUUCACAAAGUUGGCAAUUGAGUUAAACGAACCGGAGGAUGGAGUUGCGCCAACUGACUCUCGACUACGACCUGACCAAAGGUUAAUGGAAGAAGGCCUGUGGGAUGAAGCCAAUACGGAGAAAGAGCGCCUUGAACAGAAACAACGCUUAAAACGGAAAGUUUGGGAAGACGCCGAAGCUGCAGGUAUACUUCUAUUUCAAUUGUUACUGAUUGCUUAUCAGUAG